Molecule: messenger RNA, 3701 nt
Organism: Drosophila busckii
Lineage: Eukaryota; Metazoa; Arthropoda; Insecta; Diptera; Drosophilidae
Exons: 9
Coding region: 98-3358 (1086 amino acids)
Cellular component (GO): membrane; cytoplasm
Molecular function (GO): scavenger receptor activity
Source: RefSeq, a predicted model, not a curated record
AUGGUAAUAAAAAAUAGAAUUAGCCUAGUUCAGGCUACUAGUUGUGUUCAAGAUCAAGUUAAACCAGUUGAUCAUAGGCAGCGUCAUAUGUAAACUGAUGCCAUCGAUCGUCACAUUUCAGUGGGCAGCCUAUUGGAGCAGAGUGUGGACGGACAUGAUCGGUAAACAGCGAAUUGCAUUUAUCAGCCUGCUGGGCCUUUUACUGGCAUGUCUUGGCCUUAUCUAUAUCAUCAACUUGGAGCGCUUGCAGCGUUAUGCCAUGAAAUGGUUUAUGGUGCUGCGUCCCAAUACCAUGAUGUCGAAUCUUUGGGAAAAUCCUAGUCUUAAAAUGACUGCCAAUUUGUAUAUAUUCAAUUGGACGAAUCCAGAGCAGUUCAAAGAGGGCAAUGUAAAGGCGCGCUUCGAGGAAUUGGGCCCUUAUGUGUUCACCGAGCAAAUCAAAAAGAUCAACAUAAGCUGGCAUCCGGAGAACUCCACUGUGUCCUAUUCACGCCUGAGCAGCUUUUAUUUUGAUGAAGCUGCCAGCGUGGGCAAACUCAACGACAUCGUUGUUGCACCCAAUUCGGUUAGUGUGGGAUUGUAUAAUAAAGUGCAGAACUGGAGUCCAAUGAUACGCACAUUGAUGAUUAUGGCGCUGAGUGUGGAUGGCAACAAGCCGACCUUUGUGCGUCCGGCGAAUGAUUGGCUCUUCGGUGGCUUCGAUACACCGUUGAUUAAGAUUAGCAAAAUGGUGCCCAGCAGCGUGCUGCCGGAAUUGCAUUUUCCGUACGAACGCAUAGGCUACGGCUAUCCGCGCAAUGGCAGCACCGAAAUCUAUGGACGCCACAAUGUGUAUACUGGUGAGCAGGACUUUAGCAAAGUGGGUCAAAUAGCGCGCUGGCGUUAUGGCAAUGUAUCCGAUGCUUAUCCGAACUGUCCGCUGCGAGGCAGUCUGGGUGAAUUUCAUCCCACGCCGCUGCGUCCCGGCGAGCCCAUUUCUUACUUUCUGCCCGAUCUUUGUCGUGAGCUGCAAGUUGAUUUUGACAGCAUUACGACCUUUGAGGGCAUUACGGCUUAUGUUUAUAGAGGCAGCGCUAGAAAUUUUGCCAAUGGCACAGAUAAUCCAGCUAAUAGCUGCUAUGCGUCUGAGGACAGCAAGGACUUGCGUUCUGGUUUAUUAAACGUUUCAUCCUGUUGGUAUGAUGUGCCAGUAUUUGCAUCCUAUCCACAUUACUACAAAGCUGAUCCUUACUAUGUCGAAGCUGUGGAGGGCAUGCAGCCGGAUAAGGAGCGCCACGAAAUGAUGGUGAUAUUGGAGCCCAGAACUGGCAUGUUGCUGGAUAUUAAAGCGCGUCUUAUGGUCAGUUUGCUGGUGGAGCCCAGGCCCGAAUCCAUUUUUCGCAAAGCACGUCGCACUUAUUUUCCGCUUGUCUGGGCUGAUUAUCGCGUGCGCAUAACACCCGAUCUAUUGUUCUAUCUGCAUAUGAUGAAUGUCAUGGAUGUAAUUGGCAAGAUCUUUGGCACUGCUGUUAUAGUCUUGGGUCUGGCGUUACUGCUCUGGUAUCCAAGACGCAUAUUGCUGCAGAAACAUUUUAUGCAUAAGAUCGAUAUUACAAAUCCGAAUCACUCAACGCCCGGCGAGCUUAAGGGCCACGUCGUUGAGGGCUCUCCCUUGCUCGUGGGCUCACAUUGUGGAGACAGUUCGCCUGCACUGGAAUGCGGCACCAAGAUGACAUCACACGUGAUUCACUGCGCCUGGCGUCUGGUCAUUGUCGUAUUCGGCAUCUGUUGCCUAGCCGCCGGCGUAUUCCUACUACAAAACUGGAUAGAUAUAUUUACGCGCCUGCGCGGCAAGGAAAUGGCGCUCAGUCCCACAUCGCCAGCAUUUGAGGGUUGGAAAGUAUCACCAUUGCCGCUUAACUUUGAUGUAUAUCUGUUCAAUUGGACAAACCCCGAGGAUUUGUAUGUGGGUUCAAAACGCAAGCCGCACUUUGUGCAGCUGGGACCAUAUCGCUUUCGCGAGAAACCCGAUAAGGUGGAUAUAGUGUGGCACAAUCAAAAUGCGUCAGUUUCGUUUCGCAAGAAGGCGUACUUCUAUUUCGAUGCAGAGGGCAGCAAUGGAACGCUGCAGGAUGUAGUUACAUCAGUGAACUCUAUAGCACAUGCAGGAGCACGCCGCUUAGCAGAGUUGAACUCUUUCUUUCAUUUCUUUGCAUCCACAAGUUUGAGCAGCUCGCAGCAGGUGCAUGUCACACACACGGCAGAGGAAUGGAUGUUCAAGGGCUUUGAGAGUUCGCUCAUCAAUCUGGGCAAGCUCAUAUCACCCGAGAAUGUGCCAUACGAUCGUUUUGGCUAUCAGUAUCAACGCAAUGGCAGUUCAGGCUUUGAUGGCGAUCUCAACAUGUUCACAGGCGCUGAUGAUCCGCGUAAAAUGGGCGAAGUGUAUACGUGGAACAAUCUAACGCAUACGGGCGCCUUUAAGGGCGACUGCGGCAAGGUGCGCGGCUCCAUGGGCGAAUUCUUUCCACCCAAUUUGAGCACCAACGACAGCGUGCAUCUCUACAUGCCCAAAAUGUGUCGCGCCAUACCGCUGGACUAUACGGAAACUGUCACCGUGCAUGGCGUUACGGCGUACAAAUACAGCGGCACUCGUCAUGCUGUGGACAAUGGCACGCUCUUUCCAGAGACAAGUUGCUACUGCGUCGAUGGCCAAUGCCAGCCGGCUGGCGUUAUAAAUAUCAAAAACUGUAUGUACAACUCGUCUAUUUUUAUGAGCUAUCCGCAUUUCUAUUUGGCGGAUCCAAGUUAUCUGGCGGCAGUGGAUGGUCUGCAGCCUGAGAAGGAGAAGCAUGAGUUCUAUAUGGCGCUGGAGCCGAAUGCAGGCGUGCCCAUGGAUGUGGGCGGCGGUUUCCAAGCCAAUUAUCUAAUGGAACCCACACCAGGCGUAGCUUUGUUUGCGCGUGUGCCAACCGUUUUGAUGCCGCUCAUGUGGGCUGAGGAGCGUGUGCGUGUAACAGAGGAAAUUGCUUCCAACAUCGGUCUGGUGCCGCUUAUAGUGCUGCUGGGACAGAUCUUUACAGGCAUACUGCUGGCAGGCGGACUCAUCUGCACCUGUUGGUAUCCAACGCGACAGCUGACGCGUCUUUGCCAAGGCGAUCCCAAGUCGAAGGUUAAAGUGCUGCGGCCGCUAACAACAUUUGCUGUCAUUGGCAGUGGAGCAGCAACGUCGCCAGCAUCGCGCCAGCAGCUGCUGCAGAGUCCGAGCACGCAUGAGCGUGUGGGUGUGCGUCUGCUGGACUACAGACGCAAUUCCAGCUUGGUGGCAGCGGCGCAGCAGAGCAGCUCAUCCGUGGAACCGCUGAUACACAACGGCUCAUAGAAAUGUGAUAAUAAGUUAAUAAUAACUAAAACGCAGAGAACUGCAUUUAUAACAAUUUUAUAUUGCGUGUAGUUAACUAAAGAGCGCUCUCUGUUUUUUAUAGCCCCCCCGCGAAAAGAGAAAGACUCAGCAGCUGCUGACUUUUCUAUUGGGAAGCUCAGCAAGUUGGCUGCAGCUAGUUAGGAAGAGAGAUAAGAUUAUUUAUUUUAGUGCCAAAUAAUAGCAAGCGUUAAAACACACAUUAAAAGUCAUUAACUUAUAUCUAGCAAACAAAUGUAAAUAUAGAAGCGAAAUUUGAGUAGUUGUAAGUCUUGUUGAAAUCAAAAAAAAAAAAAAAACUGCG